Ailuropoda melanoleuca (giant panda) is the source of this 1749-nucleotide messenger RNA. It is a transcript of the gene GPR171, whose product is annotated as G protein-coupled receptor 171. The record is from RefSeq and is a predicted model, not a curated record. The coding region runs from base 162 to 1121 and encodes 319 amino acids. Gene Ontology annotation, molecular function: G protein-coupled purinergic nucleotide receptor activity. Gene Ontology annotation, biological process: G protein-coupled receptor signaling pathway. NCBI's taxonomy places the organism in Eukaryota, Metazoa, Chordata, Mammalia, Carnivora, Ursidae. Gene Ontology annotation, cellular component: membrane. The transcript has 2 exons.
GCCAACCUUCAUGUGAUGGAGCUGCUCGUGCUCCUGCUGAGGCCAGACGGCCAGCUCAAGCUUCUCUGAGGAUCUGCAGCGAGCCCGCGGUGGCUCAGAGAAUAUACCCCCAGAUUCUUUGGAUUUUUUUUUGGACAGAGUCAUCCUUACUUUCCCUCAAGAUGACAAACAGUUCAAUCUUCUGCCCAGUUUACACAGAUCUGGAGCCAUUCACAUAUUUUUUUUAUUUAGUUUUCCUUGUUGGAAUUAUUGGAAGUGGUUUUGCAACCUGGGCUUUCAUACAGAGCAACACAACUCACAGGUGCGUAAGCAUAUAUUUAAUUAAUUUGCUUACGGCUGAUUUCCUGCUGACUCUGGCAUUACCAGUGAAAAUCGUCGUGGACUUGGGCGUGGCACCCUGGAAGCUGAAGAUAUUCCACUGCCAAGUGACGGCCUGCCUCAUCUACAUCAAUAUGUACUUAUCAAUUAUCUUCUUAGCAUUUGUCAGCAUUGAUCGCUGUCUUCAGCUGACAUACAGCUCCAAGAUUUAUCGGAUACAAGAACCUGGAUUUGCCAAAAUGAUAUCGACCGUGGUGUGGCUAAUGGUCCUUCUUAUAACGGUGCCCAACAUGAUAAUUCCCAUCAAAGACAUCGAGGAGAAGCCAAAUGUGGGAUGCAUGGAAUUCAAAAGGGAGUUUGGCAGAAAUUGGCAUUUGCUGACAAAUUUCAUAUGUGUAGCAAUAUUUUUAAAUUUCUCAGCCAUCAUUUUAAUAUCUAACUGCCUUGUAAUUCGACAACUCUACAGAAACAAAGAUAAUGAAAAUUAUCCAUAUGUGAAAAAAGCCCUCAUCAACAUACUUUUAGUGACUACAGGCUACAUCAUAUGUUUUGUUCCGUAUCACAUUGUCCGAAUCCCAUACACCCUGAGCCAGACAGAGGUAAUAUCUGAUUGCCCGACCAGGAUUUCACUCUUCAAAGCCAAAGAGGCCACACUGCUCCUUGCUGUGUCGAACCUGUGUUUUGAUCCUAUCUUGUACUAUCAUCUCUCAAAAGCAUUCCGCUUAAAAGUCAACAUGACUUUUGCUUCACAGAAGGAGACCAAGGCUCCAAAAGAAAAAUCAAAUGGUGAAAACAGUGCAUAAAAUAUGGGAUUUUUCAUGCUAUCACUUCCUCCCUCAAUGGACAAUAAGCACUGGGAAAAAGAGAAAAGAAACUAAGUAAAAGACAGCUAGCAUAUGUGGCCUGGUUUACUGAGAAACUGUUUCAAAAUACUGUAAGUACUCUUGUGGUUGCUAAUGAUCCUUUAUCCAAAUAUUUGUACCAAAAAAACUAAAAGAUGCUGUUGGGCCAACGUAAAACCUUGCAUUAUCCUUGAAAUCUAAAGGAGUUUUAUGACAGACUCAGAGGCAUUCAUCAAGUAUUCAUUUAAAUACCAGGAACUGACUUCUUGAUAGAAACAUGCAAGAUAAUCUCCAUGUAAGGUGCCAGAAAGCCCUUAAGCAACACAAUUUAAAUAAAACCAUUUAGAUCGUACCAAAAAAAGUCCAGCUGAUUUUUAGGUGAAACCACCUGUGCCUGAUUUAUUUUUAAUCUAUCAUUUCAAUGAUGGUAACCUUUUAGCUCACCACUCCGAUUUUUAAUAUCUAAUUGGUUUGUAACACAGGAACUAAGACUGUUUACUUCUAAAAAGGCUUGGAAAUACAUGGGUAGUUUUUAAUGUCCUUUAUACACUUCUAUCAGUAGGUUAUAAAUAAAGACUUUCUACUCUAA